Molecule: messenger RNA, 3543 nt
Organism: Myodes glareolus (Bank vole)
Lineage: Eukaryota; Metazoa; Chordata; Mammalia; Rodentia; Cricetidae
Gene: Tmed5
Product: transmembrane p24 trafficking protein 5
Source: RefSeq, a predicted model, not a curated record
CAGACGAGGGCAGCGCUUCCCCUUCGGAGACGGCGUGAGCCGCGGUCGCCUGAAGUUCCCUGGAGCUCGGGAGUUCGGAGCGGAGGCGCCAGCAUCCCACACCUCGCUAAACGCUUCCUGGAGAUCGCUCCGGCCGGGAUGGGCGGCAGGACCUGGCUGCCGUUCCCAGUGCUCUUCCUGGCCGCUCUGCCCCCAGCGCUGCUGCCGGGGGCGGCCGGCUUCAAGCCCUCCUUGGACAGCGACUUCACCUUCACGCUCCCGGCCGGCCAGAAGGAGUGCUUCUACCAGCCUAUGCCCCUGAAGGCCUCGCUGGAGAUCGAGUACCAGGUUUUAGAUGGAGCAGGAUUAGAUAUUGAUUUCCAUCUUACCUCCCCAGAGGGCAGAACCUUAGUUUUUGAGCAAAGAAAAUCAGAUGGUGUUCACACUGUGGAGACUGAAGUUGGUGACUACAUGUUCUGCUUUGAUAAUACAUUUAGCACCAUUUCUGAGAAGGUAAUUUUUUUUGAAUUGAUCCUGGAUAACAUGGGAGAAGAAGCUCAGGAACAAGAAGACUGGAAAAAAUAUAUUUCUGACACGGAUGUGCUGGAGAUGAAGCUAGAGGAUAUCCUGGAGUCCAUCAACAGCAUCAAGUCCAGACUGAGCAAAAGUGGCCAAAUACAAACUCUGCUUAGAGCAUUUGAAGCUCGUGAUCGAAACAUACAAGAAAGCAACUUUGACAGAGUCAACUUCUGGUCCGUAGUGAAUUUGAUGGUCAUGGUGGUAGUGUCAGGCAUUCAGGUUUAUAUGCUGAAAAGUCUGUUUGAAGACAAGAGGAAAAGUAGAACUUAAAACUCCAACAUAGAUUACUUAACAUUGGAGAAAAAAAGAGGUAGAAAAUUCUAAUACACUGUUACAGUCAAGAUCAUUAGUAGUCGUUUCCAUAACAUUUUCAGAAAUUAAGUAUAAGAUAUGUAAAAUUUACUACAGAAAAUUAUUGUAUAUCCAGAUAACUUUACUGACCCAGUUAUACACUUAAAUGUGUAUAACAGGAUAUCAUAUAUAAUUUAAAUUUGAUUGGAGCAAUUAGCAUUUUUUAGGUAUAAAAAUCUCUCCCAAAUAUGUAUAAAUUAAAUAAAUGAACAGUAUCCAUAAGCACACCACCAGUUUGCUUUUACACAGAACUUUCUCUGUAAAUUGGCUGGUACAAAGUAAUUUAUAAAGUUUGCAAAUCAUUUGAGGUUUUUAUAAUUAUGGACUGAAUAAGUCAGCUUUCCUCUAUUACAUCUUUCCAAAAAAAGUAAAUAUAUGUAUACCACUGAAAGGCUUUCUUUGUAUUGCCCUUAUCCUGGAACUAGCUCUGUAGACCAGUUCGGUCUCAAACACUGAGAUCCACCUUCCUCCUUCUGAGUACUGGGAUUAAAAGUAUGUGCCACUACUGCCCAGAUAUUUUUAAGAAUUUUAUAACCAAAUACAAUGUGAAACAUUAUAGAAAAGUAUUAGUUUUUAUAAACUUAGUUUGCAUUUCCAAAAACUAACAUUUUGAUAAUUAAAUUGGAAAGGCAUUCUUUCCUCAAAAAUUAGGCAAUGUCUUUCUCAUUGAAAUGACAUUAUAAAGGUUUUCUUAUGUGAAGAUAUAAAUAGGGUAGUCGAUGUUUAUGAAUAGGAUGCAUUCUGUCUAGACAUUAGCUAAGAUAAAAUUUGAGACAAAAAUGAAUGUAUUUUUAUACCACCCAUCAAAACUGUUGUAUUGGUUUCAACACAGCUAUCGGUUUUGUUUGUUGUUUGUUGGUUGGUUUUUUAUUUGGUUAUUGUUUUCCAGACAGAGUUUCUCUGUGUAGCCCUGGCUAUCCUCGAACUCACUCUGUAGACCAGGCUGCCCUCAAAUUCACAGAGAUCCACCUGCCUCUACCUCCCGAGUUCUGCCUCUCAAGUGCUGGGAUUAAAGGUGUUUCCUGGCCAGUAGCUAUUGGUUUUGAUAAUACAUUGUCACCAGCAGGUGUGAGGGACACACUGCUGAAUAGAUCUGACCUUAUGUAAAUAAAUAGCUCCUAAGUUCUCAAAAUCAUCAGAAUAUGAGGGAAAACUUAGAUAAACUUGAGGAUACCAAAUACAAAAGUUCACCUAAGUAGAACCAUAAGAUCUAGAAUCAUAUCAGCUCACCUUGCUGUCCCAAUUCUAAUAGAAAACAGAGAAGGGUAAUUUGAAGUUCACUGGAAGAAAUUAUGUUUGUCAUAGUUUUUAUUUUCUAGUUACUGUUUUCAAUUAUAAAUGUUCAGGUAGAUUUUAUAAAAUGUACAUCCUACUAUAAGAUUUAGUACUGAUUAUACAUAUUUAUUAUAGGAUUUAUUAUAAUUUUCACAAAAUUACCUAUGGUCACUUAUGACUUUGAAGGAUUAAAACAAUCCCAAAUUAUAAACAGCUAAUGUGAAUCUAAAAGCCAAUACACACAAAAACGCUGUCUUUCUAGCUUAUUAGUCUGUAGUACAAUCUUAUUCAAAUACUAGUAAUUUAAUUUCAUCAUGAAACAAUUAAAUUACACACAAUUAUAGUGUUAUGAAAAAUGUAUUGUCAAUUAGAAAUAAUGAACAAUCAAAUCUGGGUAUUGUACCCAUUAUAUAUGUUAUAUAUUGCUAUAACUCUUACUGAGCAAUAAUGAUCUUCCACUACUCUGCUAUCGCACACACACACACACACACACACAAAACAUAUGGUAGGUACUCAGAGAAAUACUUUAUUUACAGUUUAUACUCAGAAUAGUACAAAGAUAUACUGUAUUUUUCCUUCUUGGGAGAAGACUAGAGAUUUAUUUUUCCCUAUUCAGAGGCUUUUCAAAACAUGAGAUAAAUGUCAUAUAUGAUCAGUAACCGGCCAAGAAAAUGCUCCAGUAUUGUAAGCAAAACUCCUACAGCACACAGAACAAAGUGAGAUCAUGACCUAAAAGAGCCUUUUUUCCACUUUCAAGUGGAAGGGAAGCAAUCUAUAGGUACCAUAACUGAUAAAGCAGACUACACUUGAGUCUACUGUGUCUUUUCUGUAAGACUGUGAUUAAGAAUUCUACCUCUUAGAUACAGCUGAUACUGUACUGUACCUAACACUGUACUUGUUACUAACAUCAUCUUGUAUGUAUGUAAUUUGUGCCACUGAUUUUUAAAUCUAUAAUUCAGUUACUUCCUGCCAUUUAAAAUGGUAAUAGUAUCUUUAUUGAAAAAAGUAACUUACAAAUGUUAAAGAUUUUAUUUUUAUAGAUAAAAAUAAAAAGGUAUUAAGAACCAUGUUGCCUGUAUUAAUCAUAAAAAGAAAAAUUGUAAGCAAAAACCAAAAUGUUUGUUUAUUUUUAAAUGUGUAUUAUCUGCUUCACUGUAAAGACUGUAUUAAAAGUCUUUUAAUGUUACUUUCUCAAUUAUACUAAAAUCAAAUAAGCCAUCACUUGAUCUGACUUAUCUGGUUAAUUGUAUAAAUUACUACAGUAGUUUAACAGAAGUGUAGAGAUGAUCAUUCUGAGUUGCAUUUGGAUUAUGUACUCUUACCAGGUCAAUAAACGAAAGGUAAAUAAGCAUCUGAAAA